AAUUUAAAAUAAUUUUGCCUAAUUGCUUUAUUCUUGAUAAUAUUUGAUGGGUAAAAAUGUUUCAAUAUGAUUUUAUUAUCAAUUUAUACAACAAAAAUCACUAAAACAUCUCGAGAAACACAGCUUUGUUCGGGAAAGGUAUCAAAAGCGUUAAGGAAUUCGUAGACAUGGAAUGACGUCACGAGUAUUCACCUCGCAUGGUAUUUGACAGGCAAAAAUGGUAAAGAAGCAUCACUGAACUCUCUAAAAUUGAGAAGCAAGAUGAGAAGCAUUUAUUUAUAAUGCAUGUGGCGGCUCUGGGGUGAUUAAGCAAAGAAAGGAGCAAAAUAGAACCAAAGGAACAAUAUCGUAUGGAGCCCUCAGAGGUCGCAGUCGGAGGCAGCUACCUAGUCCAGCGUCCCGACCGCCAAUGGCACAGUGCGGUGGUACUACAACAGAGACCCUCGGGAGCACACACAGAGUACUACGUCCACUAUGACGGACAUAAUCGGAGACUGGACGAGUGGGUGCCCAUUGGACGAUUAAGACGUCAAGAAAGCGAUCCCAACUCCGGUAAAGAUCGCUCUUCCAGUUCCGACCCUCUCCUAGACUCUGACCGAAAGAUCACCAGAAACCAAAAACGGAAACACGAUGAGAUCAAUCACGUACAGAAGAGCUACGAUGAAAUGGAUCCGACGACGGCCGCAUUAGAGAAAGAACAUGAGACGAUCACGAAGGUUAAAUACAUAGAUAGGGUUCAGAUCGGCCGGUAUGAGAUCGACACGUGGUACUUUUCACCGUAUCCUGAUGAGUACAUGAAACAGCCCAAAUUGUACAUCUGCGAGUACUGUCUCAAGUAUAUGAAACUGGAGACGACCUAUCGGCAUCAUCUGGGAGACUGCGGCUGGCGUCAACCGCCCGGUCGCGAGAUCUACCGAAAAGGGACGCUGUCAGUGUAUGAAGUGGAUGGGGCCGAUCACAAGGUCUACGGUCAGAAUCUCUGCCUGCUCGCCAAGCUCUUCCUGGACCAUAAGACGUUGUAUUUUGACGUGGAACCGUUUCUGUUCUACAUUCUCUGUGAAGUGGACAAACAGGGAGCCCACGUAGUGGGCUACUUCUCCAAGGAGAAAGAGUCACUAGAAGGAAACAACGUGGCCUGUAUCCUGGUGCUGCCUCCGUACCAGCGAAAAGGCUACGGAAAACUGCUGAUCGCCUUCAGCUACGAACUCAGUAAGCUGGAAGGCGUGUGCGGCAGCCCGGAGAAGCCCCUCUCCGAUCUGGGAAAGCUCAGCUACCGGUCCUACUGGAGCUGGAUCAUACUCGAGGUGUUGUAUGAGUAUAAGGACAUCGCCAACCUGGCUGUACUCAGGUAAGUCGUGUUUUUAGAGAG
Messenger RNA from Amphibalanus amphitrite, 1369 nucleotides. Its product is annotated as histone acetyltransferase KAT8-like. Bases 351 to 1352 code for a protein of 333 amino acids. Gene Ontology annotation, biological process: regulation of DNA-templated transcription. Gene Ontology annotation, molecular function: histone acetyltransferase activity. The record is from RefSeq and is a predicted model, not a curated record. The transcript is spliced from 8 exons. Lineage: Eukaryota; Metazoa; Arthropoda; Thecostraca; Balanomorpha; Balanidae.